This is a messenger RNA of Williopsis jadinii, 1065 nucleotides long. RefSeq names its product serine/threonine-protein phosphatase. The record is from RefSeq and is a predicted model, not a curated record. NCBI's taxonomy places the organism in Eukaryota, Fungi, Ascomycota, Saccharomycetes, Phaffomycetales, Wickerhamomycetaceae. Gene Ontology annotation, biological process: peptidyl-serine dephosphorylation; mitotic cell cycle. Gene Ontology annotation, cellular component: cytosol. Gene Ontology annotation, molecular function: protein serine/threonine phosphatase activity. The coding region runs from base 1 to 1065 and encodes 354 amino acids. The transcript has a single exon.
AUGGAUUUAGAUACCGAUGUUCAAAUGGAGGAUGCUGUGGGAUUAGAUACCACGCUUGAAGAAGAGGAGGAGGGAAACACCUCACAGGAGUAUUCCUUCAGCAACAGGUUCACCCCUAAGGAUGGGCACGCGCCUGAGCUUUCGACCUCGUCGAUCGGGCAACUUGACGAGUGGAUUGAACAUUUGGGCAAAUGCCAGCCGCUGAGUGAGGAGAACGUGAAGAAGCUGUGUCAGAUGGCGAUCGACGUUCUGCAAUUUGAAGAGAAUGUCCAGCCUGUCCAGGUGCCUGUGACGAUAUGUGGUGAUGUGCACGGCCAGUUCCACGACCUGAUGGAACUCUUCAAGAUUGGCGGUCCAUGUCCAGACACAAACUACCUGUUCAUGGGUGAUUACGUCGAUAGAGGUUACUACUCUGUGGAGACUGUCAGUUAUCUCGUUGCCAUGAAGGUUAGAUACCCAAGUAGAAUCACCAUCUUAAGAGGAAACCACGAGUCAAGACAGAUCACACAAGUUUAUGGAUUUUACGACGAAUGUCUGCGUAAAUACGGAAGCGCAAACGUUUGGAAGCUAUUCACCGAUUUGUUUGACUACUUCCCAAUCACCGCAUUAGUUGAUAACAAAAUAUUCUGUCUUCAUGGUGGAUUAUCCCCAAUGAUUGAGACAAUUGACCAAGUUCGUGAAUUGAACAGAAUCCAAGAGGUUCCACAUGAAGGUCCAAUGUGUGACUUGUUGUGGUCCGAUCCAGAUGACAGAGGUGGAUGGGGAAUCAGUCCUCGUGGUGCCGGGUUCACCUUUGGACAAGAUAUUAGUGAACAAUUCAACCAUACAAACGGCCUUUCGUUAAUCGCCAGAGCACAUCAACUGGUGAUGGAAGGUUACUCGUGGUCCCACGAGGAGGCCGUUGUCACCAUCUUCAGUGCACCAAACUAUUGUUACAGAUGCGGCAACCAAGCUGCCAUCAUGGAAGUUGACGAGCAACACAGCAGACAGUUCUUGCAAUACGACCCGAGUGUGAGACCUGGUGAGCCAACAGUUACGAGAAAGACGCCUGAUUACUUUUUGUGA